Messenger RNA from Camellia sinensis, 1720 nucleotides. NCBI's taxonomy places the organism in Eukaryota, Viridiplantae, Streptophyta, Magnoliopsida, Ericales, Theaceae. The record is from RefSeq and is a predicted model, not a curated record.
UUCGACCAUUUUCGUACAAUUGUCAAUACACAGUCACAACCAGUCCACCGAUUGAUCCACUCACCAUUAACAGCUGGAAAUAUUACAAUCACAAUCAUGGUAAUGGACUCCUUUUCUUCUACCAGGAUCACUACUCCCAGGUUUCGCUGCUUCGACCCUGCGACUUCGACAUCGUCCUCCUCGCCUUCCAAUUCAAAUUCAGUGGUUCGAAGGGCGUUAUGGGAACUUCAAGCGCUGAUCAGCGUAAGAUUGUCACCGGAGACAAUGGUUACGUUCUCGAAGAUGUUCCUCACUUGUCCGACUACAUCCCCGACCUCCCUACCUACCCCAAUCCACUGCAAGACAAUCAUUCCUAUUCAGCUGUUAAGCAGUAUUUUGUCAAUGAGGAUGAUACUGUUGCUCAGCAGAUUAUUGUCUACAAGAAUAGCCCAGGAGGGACACAUUUUCGCCGUGUAGGACCUCGCCAAAAGGUGUAUUUUGAGUCUGACGAAGUGCGCGCAUCUAUAGUAACAUGUGGUGGUCUGUGCCCUGGUAUAAAUACUGUAAUUAGGGAAAUAGUAUGUGGCCUAUACUACAUGUAUGGUGUAAACAAAGUUCUUGGAAUAGAGGGGGGAUACAGGGGUUUCUAUUCCCGUAAUACUAUUCCUGUAACACCUAAAGUUGUUAAUGACAUUCAUAAACGUGGGGGCACCAUCCUUGGGACAUCACGAGGGGGCCAUGAGACAUCAAAAAUAGUUGACAGCAUUCAGGACCGAGGCAUUACUCAGGAAAUAAAAAGGCGUGGUUUAAAAGUUGCAGUGGCUGGAAUACCCAAGACAAUUGACAAUGACAUUCCGGUUAUAGACAAGUCCUUUGGUUUCGACGCCGGUGUUGAGGAGACUCAACGGGCUAUCAAUGCAGCUCAUGUUGAAGCUGAAAGUUUUGAGAAUGGCGUUGGUGUUGUCAAGUUAAUGGGCCGCUACAGUGGAUUCAUAGCAAUGUAUGCCACUCUUGCCAGCCGAGAUGUGGAUUGUUGCUGAAUUCCAGAAUCACCCUUUUAUCUGGAAGGACCAGGUGGACUUUUUGAAUUUAUGGAGAAAAGACUCAAAGAAAAUGGGCAUAUGGUUAUUGUAAUAGCUGAAGGUGCUGGACAGGAGCUUCUUUCUGAAAGCAUGCACACCAUGAACCAGCAAGAUGCAUCAGAAAACAAGCUACUUGAAGAUGUUGGGUUGUGGAUAUCUCAGAAGAUCAAGGUAUCUGCACAUCCGUUUACUGGUUGCCAUAUUGUCUUCCAUGUCUGGUUGGUUUGUAGGUGCAUGUGUGUGGUAUCAGUGUGCAUGUAUUUACGAUACUAACUGAUUCCUGAAUUUAUUUAAAGCUCAUGAAUGAUACGUUACACAUUGAGAGAUAUAUUUGCAUAAUACUUGAAUAUCUUACUGCCAAGUAGGAGCAAGCAAUGGAGCUAUCUUUGUGUCACUGUUACCCACUUGGGUUUUGCUCUAUUCAUUUUGUUACCACUCGGUAGCACCAUCACUGCUACCCACUGGCCCUGAAGAAAAAUGGCACCCAUAUGAAAUGUAGCCCUUUGUUUUAAUGAUGUCAAUGGGACAUAGCAUGUAACGGUCCUCACUCUUAACCCAAAGUAAGUAAAUCCAAGUCACUUGGGAAUAACAAUCAAUAAAGGUGACAAACCACCAAUACCUAGAAGUAGAAAUUAUAGGUGAAGGCGCCCACACAUCAG